Molecule: messenger RNA, 3558 nt
Organism: Scylla paramamosain (green mud crab)
Lineage: Eukaryota; Metazoa; Arthropoda; Malacostraca; Decapoda; Portunidae
Exons: 8
Coding region: 1488-3134 (548 amino acids)
Biological process (GO): protein peptidyl-prolyl isomerization; protein ubiquitination
Molecular function (GO): peptidyl-prolyl cis-trans isomerase activity; ubiquitin protein ligase activity
Source: RefSeq, a predicted model, not a curated record
UGGUAUCAGGAUGAACUCCCCCACAGGCAUCCCAGAGUGUGGAGCUGAUGCCCUUCGGUUCACUCUGUGCUCCACCAACUUCAAGAGUCACUGUGGCAUAGAUAGAUGAACGUGUAUGACUGUGGUGCUUCGAGUCUUGUGUGGAGUUACCAGGUGGUAACACGGAGAGCAAGUGGAAGAAACCUUGGGGGACUUCCAUGACUCAGGAACAAGCACACCUCACUGGGAGCCUUGUGACUGACAGGUGGUUCAGAUGUCAAAACCCCUCAGGAAGCAAACAGCUCAUGCAGGGAAACCACAGAAUGCCUAACUUCUGAUCUGAAGAAGAAUGAAACAAGAAUGAAGAAAUGAAGAAGGAAAUAUAAAAAUAGAAAGAAUGAAUGAGGGAAGAAGAUGAUAAACACGACAGCAGGUAGCAAGAAGGUAUCACCACCCUGAUAGAGAAGAGGCGAGACGUGGCCACCGAGAAGAACAACAAGGUGCGGUGAGUCAUCACAACACUAACAGGGCCGGAGAUUAGCACAAGAUUACAAGAAGAGGUACUCAGGUGGCCAUCAAUGAAUUAGAAUACGAGGGAAGCAGAGGUCACCAGGAGCAGAUGAUGUGGACAACACGGACAGCCGGCACACCAUAGGAACCGCCGCCUUCUUGUUCCUGAUUAGAAGAUGCGAUUACCAAAGCUACUCAGGAAUGAAUCUUAUUGAAAGUUAAGAGAAAAUAAACUGUCUGAUCGAAGUAUGGGAAGAAAAAUAGAGUUACUUGAAAGUGGACCUUGCGGAAAGUAUAGGAAAAUGAACCAUAUGAUCAAAGUUUGAGAAAAUUAAUAUACCUACUUGAAAAUUAACCUUAUUGAACGUUACAGGAAAAUGAACCGUAUGAUCGAAUUACUGGAAAAUAAAUGUUAUAGCAACGGGAGCCUUGUUGGGACAAAAGGUCGCUAUAACAUCACGUGUAUAUUACAAGGUGUAGGAGACGGGAAUAGACAGAAGCAGACAGAGAGACAAGCUACACCAGAGAGGGUCAAGAUGGGCAAGGUCCCUGUCACAGUGCCAGAGCAAGGAGGCGGAGUGGGACGCGCGUUGUGGCACCAACACAGAGGCAGGCAGCCUGAAGCAAGGGCAGUAACACAGAGGCAGGCAGCCUGAAGGAAGGCCAGCAACACAGAGGCAGGCAGCCUGAAGGAAGGCCAGCAACACAGAGGCAGGCAGCCUGAAGCAAGGGCAGUAACACAGAGGCAGGCAGCCUGAAGGAAGGCCAGCAACACAGAGGCAGGCAGCCUGAAGGAAGGCCAGCAACACAGAGGCAGGCAGCCUGAAGGAAGGCCAGCAACACAGAGGCAGGCAGCCUGAAGGAAGGCCAGCAACACAGAGGCAGGCAGCCUGAAGGAAGGCCAGCAACACAGAGGCAGGCAGCCUGAAGGAAGGCCAGCAACACAGAGGCAGGCAGCCUGAAGGAAGGCCAGCAACACAGAGGCAGGAGUUUGAGCCAUGGAUGACAACGUGGAGGAGUGUCCAGUGUGCCUCACCACCUUUGACGACACCCUCAGGCGGCCACGCAACCUGCCCUGUGGCCAUACAGUGUGCUCGCCGUGCAUUGACGGACUGAAGCAGCAGGGUGCCAUCACGUGCCCCACCUGCCGGGCGAGUCACGCCGUGCCCGAGGCGGGCCAGUUCCCCAUCUCCUAUAUUACAGAGGGCCUUAUCAGGAGACUGAGAAGACUGGCCUCUCUGCCAGCCGAGCCAGGGAAGCAGGCAGCCCCACCAGUGACACGGCCUGCACCAAAGGCGACAACGGGAUUCAGCAGGAAGGCACAGUCCCUCCUGCAGGAGCAAGAAGUGAAGGUCCUGGCUGCCAUCCGCUCCUGCCAGGAGGAGCAGAGCCAGCUGGCCGAGUAUCUGACAACCCUCGGUGGCUGGAGCAGUCGCCAGCAGCGGCUGCAAGACGAGCCGCAGACUCUGGUGGACCAGAGCAAGAGUGCCCAGGAGGCGGUGCACCGCGAGGAGUCCCGGGUAGAGGGCAGGCAGGAGGAGGUGCGGCAGAAGGAGCAGCAGCUGCACGCCGCGCUACAGUCGCUGCGCACGGCCGCAACACGGCAGGAAGCUUACGAGGUCAUUGAGGACACAGACCUUCUGGUGGAGAAGGACAGUCAGACAGAGGGGUGUCUGGGAGUGUUUCCCAACGUCCACGCCGUCACCACCGUCACCAGGGUGGGUGUGGCCUCACACUUGUUGUGCUUGCAGGUCACUCCUCUGGCCACGGUGGCAGAGGCAUCGCGCGCAGCCCUGCAGGCCGCCACCGCUGCCGCUGCUGCCACACAGGCAGCCCUGAAGGCAGCGGGCACUGCUGCUGCAGCCUCGGGGGACUCCAGCCUCCCAGCAGCCUGGGCCGAGGCCUCCUCCAUCGCGGAUAGGCUGCAGGCCCUGCUGGCGCCGCCCCUGACGGCCGAGGACCUGCACAGCCUAACACAGCGUGCCAGGGGCCUGGUGGAGGCCGGCCUUGUCUUCGCCGUCCACGACGUGAAGGGACAGACUCGGCACGCAAGGAUCAGCCUUGAAGACGGCAGCCUUUACCUCCACUCCCUGCAGGCCCAGGUCCUGCCGAACUUCAUCGCCACCCUGCAGAUGGGGAAGGUGGUGCCGGCCGCCCCCCCCUGCGAAGUGUUCCUGGACCUGGCGUGGCCCGGCAGCGCGGCGCGGCGGGUGGUGGUGAGUCUACCCCAGGACACCCCCAGGGGCCGGCAGUUCAUGCUGCUGUGCUCGGGCCAGCGGGGCGCCUGCUACGCCAACACCAGGCUGUUUAACGUGAUGCGUGAGGGACAGCCGGGGGAGUGUGUGGUGGGAGGAGACUACCAGACAGGUGAUGGGAGGGGAGGAGCCGCCCUGCUGCCUCACCUUGACCAGGGUGAGUACUGGCAGUCAGGCAAGGCGGGGGCUGUGUGGUGGUGGCGGUGGCGUGGUGACCCUGCCCGUGGUGCUCAGUUCAGCAUCACCACCCGGGGCGUGCAGCGUGGUAGUAUUUGGUGUGGUGUCUUUGGCCAGGUGGUGCGGGGCCUGGAGGUGGUGCAGGAGGCAGCCCAGCACCGCCCCGUUACUGAGGUGACUGUGGUGCAGUGUGGCGUGGUGCUGUCAAGAUAGUGCUGCACCACACCACACACCACACACCACCACACCACACCAUUACCAAUAUUAUUAAUUUUUUUUAAGAGGAAAGAAGCAAACACACACACACACACACACACACACACACACACACACACACACACACACACACACACACACACACACACGGACACACAGACAGACAGACAGAUAGACAGACACAUACAGACACACACACACACAGUUCAGCGUGCAUGUCGUGGUGCUGGCAGUGUGUUGUGAUGGUGGCGGUUGUUGGUGUAAAUACUGGCGGCAGGACACACCACUUCACACAUUGGUCCUUCACUAACAACACAAAUAAAGUUUUCAUCAGCAAACACUUCUGUCACCAGUGUUCACAUCACUGGUCCACACUGUCUCAUCUUGCUUCUCCUCAAUAACAUUAUUGUACAAACACAAA